Molecule: messenger RNA, 915 nt
Organism: Lotus japonicus
Lineage: Eukaryota; Viridiplantae; Streptophyta; Magnoliopsida; Fabales; Fabaceae
Exons: 3
Coding region: 45-770 (241 amino acids)
Biological process (GO): RNA methylation
Molecular function (GO): rRNA (uridine-2'-O-ribose)-methyltransferase activity
Source: RefSeq, a predicted model, not a curated record
CCCUACCUCACCCCUUGUGGUCGUUUCUCAGUGAAUGGAGAGACAUGGGUGCGAGUGGAGCACCGGAUUUCUACUACAAGGAGGCUCAACGCCUUGGCUACGUGGCUCGCUCCGCCUUCAAGCUGCUUCAAAUUCAGAAGCACAGCAACAUCAUCAAGUCCGGCUCCUCUGUUCUUGACCUUGGUUGCGCUCCCGGUUCAUGGCUUCAGGUCGCUUGUCAGAGCCUGGGUCCACUCCAGCACGGUGGCUCCGUCCUCGGCAUCGACGUUAAGAAGGUCAAGGUUCCCCCUGUUCACUGCGAUUCAAGGGUCCACACCAUUGCCGCUGAUGUUAUGACCCUCUCCAAACACCAGCUCCGAGCUCUCUCUCCCAAGCAAAAAGGGUUUUCUGUGAUACUUUCAGACAUGUGUCCAUCGGUUUCUGGAGUCACAACUAAAGAUGCGGCUUUGUCAGUUGAGCUAGGAAUGCGAGCAUUGGAUUUGGCUGUCGGCAGUGCUGCUUCUUCUGUUCAAGCUUCAGCUGAUGAUGAUGAUUAUAUUCGGGAGGAGCAAAGUGUUGAUGAUCCAUCUGGUUCAGAUGAUAAGGGAGUCUUGCGAGUUGGAGGGAACCUUAUUAUAAAGCUUUUGGAGAGUGAAGAUUCCAAAGAAAUCAGUCAGAUUUGUAAACCAUUAUUUAGAAAGUCAUCGUGGCUGAGGCCUAAAGCCACAAGGCCUUCAUCAAGAGAGAUCUAUUUGAUAUGUCAAGGUUUAAAGCCAGACGCAAAGACAUAGGUUGUUUUAUACGAUAUUCUUUGUCUGGGUGAACAUUAGGGAUGAACAGCAUACAAAAUUUUGUAAGUUUUAACCACAAUUUAAAAGUCGUUUACUUUGUACAAUGUAUGCUGUGUAAUUGUGAAAUUGAUUAUUUUCUUGUCUA